GUUCGGCUGCUUUGUUAUAGAUUCCUUGUAGGUUUCCUGCAGAUUUUAGUGUUGCAAUGGAACCGAGCUGGAGUACGUUUUUGUUUCAGCAGGCCAAUGAGGCUCUGCAUCACCAGCACCAAGUAGCCGGGAAUAGCCUCUUGCCUUUGCUCAAUUCUGGAACUGAGCCACCUGAUCAAAAACCGGUGCUGCCAAUUCCCUUGGACCAGAAACCCCCUGUCAGUGCUGCAGAACUUCUUAAAGACAAUGUGGCCAGUGGGACGGGUGGAGGAGGUGGUGGGCCUCCUCUUGCCGUGGUCAAAAAGGAGCCCAAAUCAAAAACACCUUUCAUCUGUGGCUACUGCAACAAGGCUUUCCGAGACAGCUACCAUCUGCGGCGACACGAGUCUUGCCACACCGGCAUCAAGAUGGUUUCAAGACCUAAGAAAAUGCAAACAGCCCCCACCAUGGUGCCGCUCAUAUCCACUGUACCACGGGAGAAUAGCGGAAAUGCUUCGUACAUUACUACUGUAGCUGGUAUCUUGACUACAGCCACCACGUCAACAUCCACAGGUACUAGCGUCAUGACUCCAAUGCAACACCAACAGCAGCAGAGCUUCCCUAAGAAGCCUGCCAAGCCAGUGAAAAAGAAUCAUGGCUGCGACAUGUGUGGUAAAGCCUUCAGAGAUGUAUAUCACCUCAACCGCCAUAAGCUGUCACACUCUGAUGAGAAGCCAUUCGAGUGUCCCAUCUGUCAGCAGAGGUUUAAGAGGAAGGACCGCAUGACAUACCAUGUACGCUCCCAUGAUGGUGGCGUUCACAAACCUUACAUCUGUUCUGUCUGUGGGAAAGGCUUCUCCAGACCUGAUCACCUAAGCUGUCAUGUCAAGCAUGUCCACUCCUCUGAGAGGCCAUUCAAGUGCCAAGUUACGGCCUGUACCUCUGCUUUCGCUACCAAAGACCGUCUGCGCUCCCACAUGAUCAGGCAUGAAGGCAAAGUGACCUGCAGCAUCUGUGGUAAAAUGCUAAGCGCUGCCUACAUCACAAGUCACCUCAAGACACAUGGCCAGGCCAACUUCAGCAACCCAUGUAACAAUAAAGGCAUAAGUGACUGGCAGUGGAACCACUCAGGGCCACGAAAAGGUGAGUUGACAGUAGGAGAGAUUUUAAAUAACUCCUUCCAAGUCCUAAUUGACAACUCUCACAAAGAUGCCAACAACGUGCACAACUCGGCUACCACGACACCGGUCACCAACUCGGCAGCUAUCACUUCAUCUAUGAACCGCGGUAACAACGCCAGCAACCCCGUCACCAUCGCCGCUCAGAUGAACAUCGCCACCAGCACGGUCAACAUCACGUCACCAAUCAACCUGCAGCACCCCGUCACCAUCACUGGCCCCGUGAACCUGACCUCCGUCAACAUCCCGACGACGGCACACAUGAAUAUCGCCCAUCCGGUUGCUAUCACCACUCCCAUGCCCAUGAAUAUCACCGGGCCGCUCAACAUCGCCAUGAGGCCCAUGGAGAGCAUGCCUUUUCUAUCCCAAGUUCUGCCUUCCUCCCCUCCUUGGUAGAGCCGGUUUUAGCCCAUGUAACAGCAGAUAAUGUCUCAACUGCCUAAUAAUGAGCCUGUCAAAAUGCGUUGAAUUUCAAAAGGCAACAACUAAUGUAUUGCAACCACACGGUUAGUAACCAUAAUCAUUACUUGUAGGAGUCAUUGGGUUUGUAGUUGUAUGCUAUCGCGUGAUCCAAGUAUGAAAUUCGGGUCAUGUUAUGGUGGUUUUGUCUGGAGUGUCGUCCCCCCCCGCGCUCUUUUUAAAAUAAAGACCACCACAGUUGGUAGGUUAUUAAAAAGCUUGGAAGUGGUCCUGAAGUUCAGUACUGCUAACUCCAGAGUGAAGAGUAAACACAAACUCGGAUUGACUCAUUUAUGACCUGUUCACUAAAUGAAUUUCCUGAAUGGUGUCGCAGACGACAGAGUAUCUGAAAUAAAUUCUUCCAUGUGUCGAUGGGGGAAACCGGUUCCCUGAAAAAGACAAUUUUGUACCAAAGAUUUUCUUAGUGUUUGCCACUAAAAUGACAUAUUUUGAACAAUAAACAAGAAAACCUUUGCACAUUUAGACCGUUGAGGAACCAAAAGUUUGUUAAGAUGAAAUGAGUGUUGCACCCGUCCCUAAUUUGUCGACACCGUUUUACAGUGAAAGCCAACAUGGUAAAAUGUUGCCUCUCAAUCGUUACACAUCACAUCUAGUAUGUUGCAAGAAUGCUACUUAUUGCAGGAUUUUUAAAUAUGCAAUAUGUAAGUUCAUGGUAAACCACUUGCAUUAAUGUCAGUUUAUCAUGAACAGGGUUCAUUACACUUUAAAAACCAAGAGUAUUGUUUUUCCACCUUGACGUGGGUUGAAUUAUUGGGCAGUUAUUACAUUUUCAUCUGCUGAAACCACAUUUGUUUUGCUUAUUCCUUUUGUCUCUCUCAACAAAGGCGGUUUGUUUCACUACAACUGAUAGCUGACCAUUAGCUGGCUCAGUGCAGCAGUAAUGGCGGUCAACAUGAUGUAUGCUGUGAGAGGCAAACCCUCUGAGCACGAUUUCACACCUGCAGUCUGGUUUAAACAGACUCUGGCUGCUGUGAUCAUGGUACAAGACCCUUUUUGGUUUGGUCCCACACUAAUUCUGAAACAGUUUGGGGAAGGGAUGUGAUCCAACCUGGAUUCGACCCAAUUACCAUAUGUACUGAGUGUUCCUCUAUCCAGAAGUACUUUGCAUUCUGGGAGGCAGCAGGCUGUUAACAGUCAACCAGUGAAGGAAACAAGGAUUCACAUCUUAGAACAAGCUGCCUCCUAAUGGUCUUUACCUCCUGCCUCAAACAUUCUGGUUGUUUUUAGCGAUGCAUUUUGGUUUGCAUGGAUUUUUAAAAUAAAUAAAUAAACCAAACCACUUGGGAAAAUAAUCCACCUUUACAAAUAUCAGCCGACUCACCAGAACAAACCGAGACUGUAGGUGUGAAAGCGUCUCAGAGCCCCCUUUUCCCUUUAACUCUUUCAUCUCGUUUCAGCCACCGAGCUCAGCGUCAUCUUGUGAAGCGACCAGUUAAAUUAUUUCCUCACCUGGUCAUUUGACUUCAAAACAUGGGUCAUGUGUGAAAACUCAACUGUACCUGAGGCAUUGUUUAACGACUCCUUUAAAGGAAGUGUAGUGCCAGACUUGUUUUUAAAUGCUUCCCCUGAAGCAAGUUUUCUUUCGUUUCAUGUUUUUUUUUUUUUCUUUUAUAUUUUUUAUUUUAGUGGACUUAUCAGUAUUUAAUAGUUAAUGUAUUUUAAAGUUUUAAGUAUAAAAAAAAACCGAAGCUUCCAUUUCGGGGGAGGGUGAGUGGUGGUGUGGAUUUCACUGAUCGUAUAGACGCGGGUGAGAUCGAUUCGACCGUCAGUUUCUACCAUGUCUGUAUUUUCAAAUAGCUGGAAACCAGUCACUCUUCACUGCUGGAUUCUCUGUGACAUUUGUUAGGAUUUAUUUUAUGUAUUUAUAUGAGGACAUGGCAGUUGAAGGUACAGGAGGGGAAGCGUGUCCUCUAGGUUUUGCCCUUAAAAUGGCAGUAUUAUCAAAUGUCAGAUUUAAGUUUUUGAUUACUGAUUUUUGUAGAGGUCAGAAGGGUUACGCCGUGGCUCUCUAGACUACGAAAGCAGUUCCAAAGUUAGCAGUGGUGGUAUGUUUGUUCGAGGUAGAAAGUUUACUUUAGCAGGUAUAGGAUCCGUCACUGUCAGUCAAACUCAGGAAGGUUACUGAGAAUAGUCUUUUAAAACCGUGUUUAACAAUUUACACACUGACCAUUUCUUUGUAAAUAUGAAACACUAUUUUAUUGCCUUUUACCUGCGAGUGAGUGGAUCUCCACUUACCGCAGCAUAGCGAUGCAAGAGCUCUAUCCCCCCACUGAUGUGGCCGUCCAUCCUGGAGAGGACAGAGAACUGAGCAGAGACGAAUGAAAGGAUAAGGCUGGCGUCGGUUUUCUUUGAUCUACAGAAUCCAUAAACGGCUACGAACGUUAUGUUACAGGCGCUUCCAGUAUUGUAGAAGUCACAAAGUAGUCAUGUAGUUGAGCCGACUUCAUGGAGGUGAACACUCGGGUCUUUUUAGAGCUGAUAUUAGCCCUUAGCACAGGAGAGAACUUUGAAAAAGUCUCGAGUCUCAUUCACCUCACAUUGCAUCAAAGCAGGGGGGAAAACAAGUGCUGCAGAAUAAACACUGGUGUGUUCUGUGUGGUGCAGCACUGUAUCAGACGGAAGCUACACAAAGCAGACCAGGCUAAACGUGUUGGUCAGAGCUUCUUCAGGGAGACUUAUCAGUUAACAUUAAGAGGCAAAAUAAAUCCAGCCUUAUCCUUUUUCUUUUUUUAUUAAUCUCAACCUUCUCCGUAGAUCUCGCUCGCAUAGCUCAUAGUUUAUUAUUUUUGUAGUUAUUUUUUUAAUUUUUCAUCUUUAACUGGAAAAUUGAGGCUUUGAUCACAAAAGGACUUGUCACGCCAAAGCUCAGGACAACCUGAAAGAUUGCAUUUUUGUAUGUUGCCAAGCAACAGCCGCUUAGUAAAUAACAUUGCCACCACAGGUUAUAGCCCCACUCGUUAUUACCCAUCAAAUUUAACGCUUGAUGGUGGAUGGGCCUGUUGAUUUUAUUAUUAUACCAUGGCAAACUCGUAUGAUGGCGACGUCUUCCAUUGCGUCCAACAACCUCGUCAUCACCAAGACAAAUUUCGGAAGACAAAGCUGUCUCCAGUGAAGCCUCCUUAUCAGGCCUGUGAUGUUGUACUCUGUAAUUUGUCUUACUGCGGCACAAAUGGCCCUGAUAGAUCGAACCCAUAGCUUCAUCGCUGUCAGACUCGUGUUCGUAGUCCUUAUGAUGCCUUAUAAUAGUCACACGCUACAAAACGACCUGUCCGAAAGCGCCAGCUACUGCGAUGAUGUGUUAAUAGCGUCUCCCAACAGUUGUUUGGCCCGAACCAUACAGACAAAAGAAAGUGUGUUUGUCUUUUUGUGAUCUCAGCCUCGACUGUUCCUGCACCUGUGUGUCUGUGAGUGUGAGUGAGUGUGUGUGUCGGAGAGAAUUAGUUUGUAGUUGAGGCUUUUUUCAGUGCAGGAACUCUGAAGCACUUGCAGCAAACUGUAGGAUGUGCACACUACAGAAGAGUGGUACUUAACAAGGGCAUUUCAGUUUGAUGGAAUGAGACGGUGAUGGAGUUAGUUCUGCAGUUCACCUGGCCACAUCUGCUUAUUUUUCUUUUUGUUGCUUGGCCCAUGAAUUUUGCUGCAUGCAUGCCAACUCUGUCCAUCAAGGGAAAUGCUCUAAUGUGGAAUGGCAUUAUGAUCUUGGGUUCAUUUCCCAUCUUUGUUGUCUUGUUUCCUCCAAUGUUGCAUGUGAAUGACUGAGCUAGUCCAGCGUAGGUUUGAGUUCGACAACUGUUUUAGAAGGCUAGUGACUUAAUGAAGAGAAAACACUAAAAGAAAAAAAAAUUAGGGCGAAAGGAAAGCGCGUGGCAUCAUUUGUCCUUCUCCAGUGGCCGUAAAAACAAGUGUGCCUGAAAUACUUUGCAAGACUUUUCCCACACGUCAAUGCUUCCUCCUCUAGAUGUGCUGUGUGAUGGAACAGUUUUGUGAAGGAAGCCUUCAUCAGUUCAGACGGCCGAUGGCCAAACAGGUCUGGCAACCAAACUAUAUUGUGAUUAGCUUUGUGUUGUUAUUGUUGUUUUUUUUUUAAUGAUUAUGUUUCAACAUAACGGUUUUGACAUUAUGUUUUUAAUUCAAGAACAACCUUGAGACAUGAAUAGCGAUCAGUAAGUCACGGUCAUGUCAUGUUUUGUUGUGACUUUGAACCGUGGUGUUUUCAUUUUUUUAAUUUGACUCCAACCUAAUGUGAAAAACCAACCUUUUUAUUUGGCCAAAUGAUGAUUUGGAAGACGAUUUUUACUCUUUAUUUUCUGUGAAGUUAGUUUGUAUGAUGAAUUUGGCAGAUGUGAAGGCAAAUGAAUGUAUAUCUUUGUACAAACAUUUAGUUCAGAGGACAUGUUAGUUAUGACAGACAUGCAAGAAAAAUAACCUUUUAUAAAUCUUUUUGUAUUAGAACAUUAACAAUGGUAAUUUUGUAUAUACAAAGGCUAGGCUUUCUGAUUAGCAGAAAGGUAAAACAUUCCUACAUUUUUUUUAAAUGUAUGUCCAUUGAGAAUAAUUAUGUAAACAUAUGCGCAAUGUUUUAUGUGCCUUUUAUUUGGGUUUGUCUAAAUAAAAGAAAACAAUAAAACAUAA
Molecule: messenger RNA, 6269 nt
Organism: Solea senegalensis (Senegalese sole)
Lineage: Eukaryota; Metazoa; Chordata; Actinopteri; Pleuronectiformes; Soleidae
Product: vascular endothelial zinc finger 1-like
Exons: 7
Coding region: 57-1553 (498 amino acids)
Biological process (GO): regulation of transcription by RNA polymerase II
Cellular component (GO): nucleus
Molecular function (GO): RNA polymerase II cis-regulatory region sequence-specific DNA binding; DNA-binding transcription factor activity, RNA polymerase II-specific
Source: RefSeq, a predicted model, not a curated record